AUGAACGCGGCAUUAACCCAAUUCCUCGCUUCUGUAAAGCAUCGGUAUCAUGAAGCCUUAUCAGACUAUGAAUUCUCAUACGGACAAUUGCUGCUCCUCCUGGCUAGCGCCUUGAUUGCAAAAACAGUCUACGAUAUAGUGUGUAAUUAUUUCAUUAGCCCACUCAGCGUCAUCCCUGGACCCAGAUUAUGUGCGAUUAGCAAACUUCCACUUAUCGUGCGACGACCGGAAGGGAGGAUGUUUGCGUGGUUUGCUUCCCUGGUUAAACAAUACGGUCCGGUUGUACGCAUAGCUCCAAAUAUGGUUUUGUUUGCUGACAGGGACGCUGUCAGGCAGAUACUCGUAUCAGAUGAUCUUCCAAAAAGCCCUACGAUUUCCGGAAUUAGAGUCGACCCGGCGUUCCAAACGCUCUUUACCGCAGAUGACAAGAUCUUCCACAAAGUCCGGAGACGAUUAUUAUCACCGGCAUUCACUAGCAAAUACAUCUCUUCACUCGAACCUCUCAUGCGUUCUUGCAUUCAAGUUCUCGUGCAAAAGAUACGCGACACUGUUAUCACCAACGGCUCUGAGAAACCGGCACGGAUAAACAUCUAUCAAUGGAUACAAGCAACCGCAAUCGACGUGAUUGGCGAAACCGCUUUCGGAGGAUCGUUCAAUAUAGUGGAAAAGGGUGAUCAUCCGUUACCAAAGAAGAUCUUUGAAGAGCUUAGAAUGCGUGUAAUUCGUGGAGCGUUUCCUUUGCUAAGAUCUUUCUUACCGCAAGACGCUUACACGGAAAAAUUUAUCACCAAUUUAAUUCGAGAACGAAUUGCUCAAAACGAAAAAGGAGUACGACGCAAUGACAUUCUUCAAAUCGUCAUUGACGCUAGAGACGAAGAUACCGGAAAAGGCUUGACCGAAUUCGAAAUGUACGAUCAAGUCAUGGAAUUUGUAAUUGCCGGAAGUGACACGAGUUCGUUCACGGCUAGCAUGGCUCUGGCAUACCUUGUUCACAAUCCAAAGUCGCUACAAUCACUAGUCGCAGAAUUGGACGAAGCGUUUCCGGGCGUCCGCGACAAGGCCGAUCCGUCAAACUUGUUCAUUCCCAAUCACGAUAGUCUAAAAAAUCUCAAACAUCUUAAUGCCGCCCUCAACGAAACCAUGCGCAAAUUUCCCGUCGCCCUCAGCGGUCUCAUCAGGCUGACCAAAUCUGAUACCAUGAUUGGCGGUUAUUUCAUUCCCAAAAACACGUCCGUUGACGCAUUCUUUGGUCAUGUUCAAAACUCUAAAGAGUAUUGGGGUCCUGAUGCCGAGGAAUGGGUCUUGGAACGAUGGCUCGAUCCAGACAAGGUGCCUCGUAACUGUUUCUACGGCUUUGGUGCGGGAUCGCGCAUUUGCAUCGGACAACAUUUUGCUUGGACUGAAAUGAGAUUGAUUUUGGCUUCUUUGCUGUUGAACUUUGACUUUACUUUAAUACCGAAUCAGAAUAUGGACUUGGUGCAUUUUAUUACCCCAUCUUUAAAGACGAAAACGGUUGACGUUGACGUACGCUUACGAUGA
Molecule: messenger RNA, 1539 nt
Organism: Paraglomus occultum
Lineage: Eukaryota; Fungi; Glomeromycota; Glomeromycetes; Paraglomerales; Paraglomeraceae
Source: the annotation of a GenBank genome assembly